Boleophthalmus pectinirostris (great blue-spotted mudskipper) is the source of this 714-nucleotide messenger RNA. It is a transcript of the gene mrpl34, whose product is annotated as mitochondrial ribosomal protein L34. Gene Ontology annotation, molecular function: structural constituent of ribosome. Gene Ontology annotation, biological process: translation. The transcript is spliced from 2 exons. NCBI's taxonomy places the organism in Eukaryota, Metazoa, Chordata, Actinopteri, Gobiiformes, Gobiidae. Gene Ontology annotation, cellular component: mitochondrial large ribosomal subunit; ribosome. The record is from RefSeq and is a predicted model, not a curated record. The coding region runs from base 149 to 517 and encodes 122 amino acids.
CCACGAGUCACCAGUGCUCCCACGAAGAAGACGUGUGAACGCUCUGAGCCAAUCACGUGUCUCCCUGUACUCACGUGACCUAGCACACGGCUGUUUGACAUUCAGCUACUCUCCUCUCAUGUCUGCAACAAAUCUAUGAAAACUAAACAUGAACAUUGUCCGAUCGUCCGUGUCUAGGUUGUGUGGGAUGGCCAGAUUGCAAAGUCUCCCCAUGGCUAACCCAGCCAUUUCUGGACACACUCGCCUCCGCCUCUUCAGCAGCUGGUUCCUGCCUAGAACUACACCAGGACUCUCCAACCCGAGUCCACUGUCCGCACAGGCCGAGGGGUCCGGAAUCUUCAGACAGCCCCCCUGGCAAAUCCAACAGGUUCGGACACGCAAGAGGGGCACAGAGUAUCAACCCAAGAACUUAAAACGCAAGAGGACGCACGGCUGGAUCAAAAGAUGCAGCACCCAAGGAGGGAUUGAGGUGUUACUGAGGCGUAUGCUUAAAGGGAGGAAGUCUCUGAGCCACUGAAGGGAUCUACAGGAGGAAAGACAAUGGGGACAAAAGGGUGGUCUCCUACAGUCCAGGGACAUCUGCAAAGGACUGUGGAACUAAGGAUUGGGUGCGUUUUGAAUAAUUGUGAAUAGGAGAUGAGAAAGUGGAUGUUGACAAAGGUGGUUUCUGUAUCAAUGUUAUGAAUAUGUGAAUAAAUAAGAUGUUUUGGAAAA